Messenger RNA from Aspergillus clavatus NRRL 1, 1716 nucleotides. RefSeq names its product protein phosphatase regulator REG1. The record is from RefSeq and is a predicted model, not a curated record. The transcript has a single exon. Bases 1 to 1716 code for a protein of 571 amino acids. Gene Ontology annotation, biological process: protein catabolic process in the vacuole; cellular response to glucose starvation. NCBI's taxonomy places the organism in Eukaryota, Fungi, Ascomycota, Eurotiomycetes, Eurotiales, Aspergillaceae.
AUGACGAGUCCCGUGGUAUCAAUCUCGCAAGACCAACAACCUACGCCUUCUGCCCCGGCUCCUUCACGAUGUGCUAUGGCUCAAACGUAUUGCCUGGAAGCACCCGAUAUUGCUAUGUUCAAACUUCCACCUCAUACCUACUCCCAGCGACAUUGUCCGAGUCCGAUUACAUCUUCCGCCCUAUCGUCCAUCCCUACCUCGCCGGAAUUCGCAGAUGCUACCGAGGACCAGCUACCUCCCACUCCUACAACCCUCAGUAGCCUAUCCCUCAGCGUGAGCGACGACAGCGAUGAUGAGAUCAUUCUACCGGCAUAUGAUUCGAAUCAGCUCGCUAAGCCCAACCUUCUUCGCUCGGCGGAUGCUUCCGGUCAUGGUUUGGGUCCAUCAUGGACAACUCUCCAACGGUUGGUUCCACAUACCCUGGCCGCAGAUGACGCUUUGGCUGAGGAGGAGCCCUCGAGACAUGUUGAUUAUUUGUCUUACGAAUGGAAAGAAGAGGAUAUCUGGAAAUCAUGGCGGUAUGUGGUCGGCCGUAGGGAUGUCUACAGCAACGGUGCGAGGCUAGAGAACGCAUCCUGGAGAACUUGGGCGAAGCUGAAGCAUCGCCUGGGCACUGUGUCGCCGGAGACCCUCAACUGGUUCGUUUUUCAUCAAGCCAACCGACACGGCAUUGGAGAUCAUUCUUUGUGGCCUUCUUCGGAUCUAACAGGUUCUUCUAGGUUGAAAGACUGUGAUGUAACAUGGCUUUAUGGUCCUUUAAAAUCAUCAAACGAAGCGGCGAAAACGUCACCAAGUGUUUCACCGCCCCCAAGCCGCCUUGAAACGCCCAAUUUGUAUCUGGAUAGGAAGCCGAUCUUGAAGAAGAGGACCGCGUCAGAGGCGAUCCUGCAACGUUCAUUAUCUCAGCACACCCUCCUGCAACACGCCGGCGCUAUCUUGAAGGCGCAAGAAGCAGGUCUCCAACGCCACCGGGCCUCAUUCUCACGGCCUAGAGUAGGAUGUACAUUGGACUCCUCGUCCGCUAAUUCCGCUCUUUUAUCGCAAGCCCCCACAAAUCUGUCGUCUGGCCUCGUGUCACCGUGUGAGAAACGCCGAAUUCACUUCAACAAUGAGGUGGUGCAAUGCAUCGCAGUUGAAAUUAAGGACGUUGAUGAAGGGGAAGAAAACUGGCUAGCGUCUUGGGAGGAAAACAUAUCAUCGGACGAUGGUACUGUGCUUUGCGAAGAAAAUUCGUCACAAGAAUUCGCUCGGAAGAGAAACACACUGCGAAGCAGCUCCAAUACCGAAAACAAGAUUAUCGCACCGCUACCUUCCACAACUCUCAAAUACCGCGGGGACACCCCAGAACCUCCUUCAGGCUCAAUGAUGGGCCGAUGGUCUGGGUAUUUUUCGAAAUCCACCAUUCUCUCUUCAUCGUCCACCUUUUCCGAGCCGUCUCCUAACUUCCUACUGGACGGCUGGGACGAUGACCACUCCGAUUUAGAUCGGCAACCGGGCCAACUCGAAGCUGCUAGAGAUGGAAGCCGGCCUUGGUUUGUGAAUCCUGAAGACGAAGAAGAACUUGAUCGACCACUCCAUUCGAAUUCUUCCAAUCCUGGUUUGGGUGAUGACGAAAGAGACUCGGCGAGCGCCAGCAUAUUCGAUCGGGUGAUCGACACGGUAAACACAGCUCGAGAUAUUGCCCAUGUGAUAUGGAAUGUUGGCUGGCGAAGGUAA